Molecule: messenger RNA, 1791 nt
Organism: Magallana angulata
Lineage: Eukaryota; Metazoa; Mollusca; Bivalvia; Ostreida; Ostreidae
Exons: 2
Coding region: 37-1791 (584 amino acids)
Source: RefSeq, a predicted model, not a curated record
CUCAGAACCUUCAACCAUCGGUGGCCGAUCACAAAGAUGUUCCCUCUUCUGGUGAUUGUGGGCAUUCUACUACCGGUUUCUACAUUCGGACGAGUAUCUCCUGUGCAUGGUUAUGUUCACAUGAUUCCUGGAGUCGAACAAGUUGCACCUGGUGUUGCACAAGUUGCGCGAGGACUCGUACAACUAGCACCUGGAGCCUCACGUGUUGCAACUGGACUCGCACAAUUUGCCCCGGGAGUUGUAGGAAACACAUACGCAAAUUUUUAUCGCAAUCUGUUGAGCUAUUAUCAAUCUCAUUAUGCCAACCGAAAUCAACAAUUUGGAUACCCACUUAUGCACAACCAGAACGUGGGAAAAGGGGCGUUGAGGGCUCGGCAACGUGUUGCUAAUCUUCAUAAUGUCCAUUACAACAAAUUUCAGAAGAAGAAGGUCGACUAUAAAUAUCAACCAACCAAACAUAGCAACAAGUAUCCGGACGGGUAUUACAAAGACAAAUAUCCAAGCAAUUAUCCGGAAGGAACGUACAAAGAGCUUGACAAAUAUCCGACAGAUGAUAAAUAUUCUCAAGAUACUAUUUAUCAACCUGGAUACUAUCACGACAAACAUCCGAAAGAUUAUCACCAUGACCCUCCCCACAACAAGUACCCUACAGAAUACUCAGGUGAUAUAAAUGCUGGUCAGAAAUACAGAGAAACCUAUUCAAAUGGAUACCUGCGUGACAAAUUUCCAAAGGAUUAUAAAGGCGAUAAGCAUCCAACUGAUCUUUACUCAAAUGAUAAAUAUCCAAAUGGAAAAUACAUUGGUAUUAACGCUCACCCUCUUCAUGAUGAAAGACCACAUGAUUACCAAACAGAAGAUAAAUACUAUGGUGGAAAAUAUAAAGAAACUUACCCUAAAGAAUAUUUGAAUGACAAAUAUCCAAACGGCAAACAAGGUGAAUAUUACCCUAAUGCGAAGUAUCCAAAUGAAAACUUCUACAUGAGCAUUCACGGUUACCCCAAUAUUGACAAAUAUCCAAUUGAUAAAUAUCCAGAUGGACACUAUAAAGCAUCUCAAUCGGACUAUCCUCGCGAUAAGUAUAACAAAAAGCAGAUCAGACCUAACUUUCGUCGUAAUAGACGAGGCGACACCGACUCACAGUUCGAAUUCGAACUUCCUGUUUCUGACGUAACAGGAAAAAAUAGACCCAUGGAUCUCGCCGGAGACUUCGAUGACGUUGUUAGUCAUCAACGUUACCGUUUACUUACUGGGGGUCUUUUCUCAGGGUCUAUUUCUGACCAUUCAGCUGGCAUUGGUUGGGGUUUAUUGGACGUAGGACCAUUGAGCCCAAGAGGGAGACACAACCACAUCCAUCCGACUUAUACAGGAAAAGGAAUUCCUGAGAAGUAUCCUGGUGUUCAGCACAAAAAGCACAAGUUUGAUACUUAUCAUAAUAAGGGGUACAAAGACAGCAUUAGUCAUAAGUAUGAUACUUACCAAGAUUAUAAGGAUAACAAAUACAGAACAGGUGAAAAGUAUGAUACUUAUCCGUACAAAGAUUACAAAUACACUACAGAUCAAAAGUAUGACACUUACCAAAAUGCUUACAAAUACAAUACAGAACAAAAGUAUGACACUUACCCAAAGAAAGAUAGCAAAUAUCAUAUGACGCAUAUUGGUAGUGUAUAUCCUGAUCAUGACACCAGACAGUAUCCAACAGGUCAUUUAGAUUCCUAUAAAGGCCUAUACGGAAAUAUGACACAAAAGAAGGAUUACAAACUGAAAGGGAACACGCAUAAGAAGAGAUAUUAA